This is a messenger RNA of Ilyonectria robusta, 1158 nucleotides long. Its product is annotated as guanine-1-methyltransferase-domain-containing protein. Gene Ontology annotation, molecular function: tRNA binding. Bases 1 to 1158 code for a protein of 385 amino acids. Gene Ontology annotation, cellular component: nucleus. The transcript has a single exon. Lineage: Eukaryota; Fungi; Ascomycota; Sordariomycetes; Hypocreales; Nectriaceae. The record is from RefSeq and is a predicted model, not a curated record. Gene Ontology annotation, biological process: tRNA N1-guanine methylation.
AUGGAGGGAGUCACAUCUUCUACUCAGCAACCGGAGAACACCCCAUCAGAAACUCGCGAUCGCGCACCUGCCACGGCCCCCUCUGCGGGAGAAUCUAGCACUGCCGCGGCCGAAGAUGCUCCCCAGCCGCCUCUAUCUAAAAACGCCCUGAAGCGCAUGAGGAAACACAAGGAGUGGGAAGAUGGCCUAGAAGACCGGCGCAAGCAGCGCAAAGAAAAGCGCCAGGCUCACCGAGUUCGCAAGCGUGAGGAGAGGGCCGCCCUCGUCGCCCAGGGCAUCGAUCCCUUCGCCAAUAUCCCAAAGAAGCCCACGUCGGUCAACGUGCCCAUCUCGCUCAUCUUUGACUGCGAAUUUGAGGAGUACAUGCUCGACAAGGAGCUCGUCUCCCUCGGCGCCCAGAUCACGAGGUCAUACUCGGAGAACAAGAACGCCGCGUUCCGGACACACAUGUGGGUGUCCGGGUGGAGUGGGAAGCUGGCCACGCGGUUCCGGGAUGUACUCGAGGACAAGCACAAGAACUGGAAAGGCAUUGAGUUUCUGGAGGGCGACUUCAUUGAGUGCGCAGUGAAGGCGAGGGAGAAGAUGCAGACCAGGGGAGGAACGAUGAUCGAGCCCCUACAAAAGAGCCUCGACCAAAGCGUCCCGUGGAUCCGAGACGAACGAGACCCCUUCCCCAUGGUCGAGCCAGAGCCAGAGCCAAAGGAGGAAUAUAAAGACAUUGUCUACCUCUCAUCAGACUCACCCUACACUCUCGACCGACUCGAGCCCAACACAAGCUACGUCAUCGGCGGCCUCGUCGACAAGAACCGCGAAAAGGGCCUCUGCUACAAGCGCGCCCGCGAGCUAGGCAUUCGAACUGCACGGCUCCCCAUUGGCGAGUACAUGGUGAUGCAGAGCCGGACGGUGCUCGCGACGAACCACGUCGUCGAAAUUAUGCUCAAGUGGCUCGAGUAUGAGAACUGGGGAGAUGCGUUCCUCAGCGUCAUUCCCAAGCGCAAGGGCGGCCACUUGCGGCAGUUAGAUGGUGCCGAGAACGAGGAAGCUGAAGAGGAAGCGGCCGAGGAGGAGGAUGCCGAAGAAGUGAACGGCGCAGAGGGUGCCAAAGGCGAUACAGCCCCCAAAGCCGUGACUAAAGGAGAGGCCACUGUAAACUCAUAG